Molecule: messenger RNA, 4687 nt
Organism: Boleophthalmus pectinirostris (great blue-spotted mudskipper)
Lineage: Eukaryota; Metazoa; Chordata; Actinopteri; Gobiiformes; Gobiidae
Product: transcription initiation factor TFIID subunit 4-like
Exons: 15
Coding region: 25-3162 (1045 amino acids)
Biological process (GO): DNA-templated transcription; transcription initiation at RNA polymerase II promoter
Cellular component (GO): transcription factor TFIID complex
Molecular function (GO): DNA binding; protein heterodimerization activity; RNA polymerase II general transcription initiation factor activity
Source: RefSeq, a predicted model, not a curated record
UACAACAGCUAUCUGUGAGCAGAGAUGGCGGGCGCCUCCGACCCCCUGGAAGAUAUGCUCUUUUCAGAGGUGGAUGAAAAGGCUGUGAGUGACCUAGUGGGAUCGUUGGAGUCUCAGCUUACAGGCCAAAGCAACGCACCGGGUAAACCAGACGAAAACGGAGGUGCUGGCUCAGUGGCACAUGCUAACCAUCACUUGGGAAAAACGCUCCCAGCUCCAGGAGGUAUCAUAACACAGGAACAACAACAACAAGGACGCUGUAAUAAACCCGGGAUGCGCCAGGGUAACAAUUCAAAAAGCGCCAUUCCAGAUAAAAGCAUCACCUCUCCUUCUUCGGACUGCUCACAGUCUUUCGGUGAGACAUCCACUUCUCCACCUGCCGCUGUGAACGCCUCUAACAGCAGCCUACAAUCACAUGGAGCAUCCGUCACAACACUAUCUGCAGCUGGCGUGUCAACUCUGACAUCUACGGUCAGCAUCAGCACCGCGGCAAACCGGAGCCAUAAGGUCUCAUCCAGUCCGACCGAAACCUCAACGGGGGUUAUAUCACCGAGAAAGCGCUUAACUACCCCGCGGAGGACUGCUGCUGCUGCCCGCGUUAAGAGUUUGAACGGAGCCGCUCUAACGACGAGGAGGAACAGCAGCAACACCGCAACAGCAGAAUCUCCCGGAGAGAGCAGCGCAUCACCCAACUCGCCCAGGUCUGCACCUCCCUCUGCGAACACUUCAACUUUUACCCUUUCGUCAGGGCAGGCUGCGAUUGCUCUAGACCGGGGUACUCCUACUAUUGCUCUCCACAGACUACCUAACCAUAUCGUGGCCAGCAUAGCCCAAAACGGUACCAGUGUAUCCGCUUUGGUAGAGCGGGGUGCUCACAUAGGACCCGUCAACACCACAGGAACUCAUCACAGUACUAAAGAGGCUGGAGAUUCAGUGACUCCCUGUACUGAAGAAUCUCUCUCUAAAUCUGAACUGUCAAGUCAGACUGCUCAUAUGAAUUCAGAUAACAAUUCAUCAGAUACUGCCUCUACCCCCACAACAUUAGCAGCUACAACAACAGUAACCACUACAACCACCAAUCAACCUCUGAACUCUGCAUCUAUGGCUCCCAGUAAUCUUUCAGUGGUGGCAACAUCAUCUAUAUGUGGUACUGGACAAUCUACAGUCACUACAAUUACUACUGUGGCCAGACCAGCCGCUGCCUCUCCAACACCUGCCGUUGUCACUUCUCCACAGCCCCGUCCAGGAGUCACAGCACCUCAAAGGAUUGUAACUCCUCAGUUGAUUGUCAGACCACCUCAACAGCAAACAACAAUACAGCUCCCUCCUGGGUUCACCAUUCCACCUGGAAUGGUGUUGGUGCGCACGGAACUCGGGCAGCUCGUGAUGGUUCCUCAGCAUGCUUUGGCCCAAGCCCAGGCACAGGCACAGGCCCAAAACAACACUAGCCCACGCCCAGCCAUGCCCACCACUGGGACUCCCUUCAGAGUUACUACUCCACAGUCUCCUGUGAUCCCUCAGACCAACAGACAGUGUGCUUUGACCCCAUCCAAGAUGGCCCCUUCUCCCUGUCCUCCUCCAUCCAGUCCUGUCCACCAGACCCCAUCGUCUUCCUCCUCUUCCUCCUGUCCUGCACUGCGCCCUAAGGGCCCUGUGGCAGUGGCUGUGACGACAUCACAGCAGACCCCUGUGGUGAUUGCCCCCCAGGUUUCAUCCCAGGCUGCUUCUCAGUCAGUGCCGGCGGCUCAGACGGCCAUCGCCACCACACCUGGAGCACCUGUCGUGUCCCAGGAGAUGCAAGAGAAUGUGAAAAAAUGUAAGAAUUUUCUGGCUACUCUGAUCAAACUUGCAUCUCACAACUCUCCAUCCCCUGAGACAUCCAAGAAUGUCAAAGCUCUGGUUCAGGACCUACUGGAUGCUAAGAUUGAGCCUGAGGAGUUUACCAGCCGCCUUCAGACUGAGCUGAAAUCAUCUCCACAACCGUACUUGGUCCCAUUUCUUAAGAAAAGCCUACCGGCCCUAAGACUGUCCUUGCUGAACAGUCAGCAGUCACUGACACAGCCUCCUCAGCAGGGAAUCAAACCCGUGCCCAGCAGUGUGGCCCCUGCCAUCGUGACUGGACCAGCUGUCCGCACACGACACCCUAAUAGUGUGACCACCACUAUUGGUGCCAGUACUCUUCCUGCAAUGGGUGUCAAGGCAACUGGUGCUGUUAGUGGGCAAGUGCGCAUGCCAGUGGUGAUCACGCAGUCCAUUAGAGCACAAGGCACAAUGGGGAAAGGAACCACUAUCCAGGCUGGCAAAAGUCCCAUCGGCCUGGCUGUUCAGAUCUCUGGGAAUCAGAAAAACAAGCUCAACGACCCCGGAGGAGGCUCUUUCAGAGAUGACGAUGACAUCAAUGACGUGGCCUCUAUGGCUGGGGUAAACCUCAAUGAGGAGAGUGCACGAAUUUUGGCUACCAACUCAGAGCUGGUGGGAACCCAGAUCCGCUCAUGCAAAGAUGAAGCCUUCUUACAUCCAGGCCUACUCCACAGACGCAUUCUCGAAACAGCCAAGAAAUAUGGAGUCACAGAGGUACCAAUGGAGGCAGUGACAUUCAUUUCACAUGCCACGCAGUCUCGACUUCGGACAAUGGUGGAAAAGGUCUCCACUAUUGCGCAGCACCGACUUGACUCCUGUAAGGAGGACGAGAGCUAUGAGCAGACUGCAGAUGUGCGUUCCCAGCUCCGGUUCUUCGAGCAGCUGGAGAGAAUCGAGAAGCAGAGGAAGGACGAACAGGAGCGAGAAAUUCUACUGAAAGCUGCAAAAAGCCGCUCCAGGCAGGAAGACCCAGAGCAAGCACGACUGAAACAGAAAGCUAAGGAGAUGCAACAGCAGGAACUAGCGCAGAUGAGACAGCGAGAUGCUAACCUUACAGCCCUAGCAGCCAUUGGUCCACGUAAGAAACGGAAGCUAGACUCACCUGGGAGCACACCAUCAGGGACAGAGGUUGCUGGUAGUAUGGCCAGUUCUCCAGCAGGCUCUUCAGCCCCUUCCUCCUCCUCACGCCAAUACACACGCCAGCGCAUAACUCGGGUCAACCUCAGGGACUUAAUCUUCUACAUGGAGCAAGAGAGAGACAUGGCCCACUCAGUGCUGCUGUACCGGGCUUUGCUCAAGUAGCAAACAACCUCCUCCUCCUGCCACGUGCCUUCAGAUCAGGUCCAGCGUUUCAGCUCUGUAUUUUCUCUUUCCUCUAGUGAUGUCUGUUGUCAUUUUAAAACAAAAAUAAGAAACAUAAGAAAACAUUUUCUUAUCACAUCUUUUUGUAUCAUGUUCAUGCAUGUGGUAUGUUUGCUUUACAUAUGUUUCACAUUUGAUGGUAGCUGUUUGUUAAACAUUGUUAGCAGUAUCUUUGAUAAACCACCUCAAUGAAUAGAUUAUUUUGUGGUAACCUCAAUAUUCAGUUUGAGCUAUUAGUUCAAAGAAUGUAAUAGCUGAACACUAUACGAGAUUACUAUAUGUUGUAGAUUCCACAUCACAGCAUCCACUUCGAUCCUGUACUGUAUGUGUAAAUAUCUGGAUUAUUUUACAGCAUGUAUAUUUUACUACGCUUUGUAAACAACUAAAAAGAAGAAUCCAUAUGUCAGUGUUAUAUAUGUUUUAAAACAGAUGAAAAUUAUUAUUACUUUUUUUUUUUUAUCAAUGGAGUGUGUUCCAAUGCAGACCCUCUGAAGGUCACAUGACCACAGUAAGUUUCCAAUAGGUCACCACAGAUUCUACACUGAUGUAAAAAUAGUAGUACUGACUUGAUGUUGUGUCCUUGAAUGUUGGUUUUAGCAUGACCAGAAUUUUUGGCAGAGGGACGAAUCUGAAUAAAACUUAUACUUAAAAUUCAAUUUCACUAAAGGAAUUCCUAUGAGCCUCCAAACUCUGCAACAAACUGAAGCUCAAAGGUGUCUGCAGAAGCACUUAGUUCACCUCCAUUAUGUCUUACUGCAUUCACAUUUGAAAUAGCAGUCAAAUCAUUCCAUUUCUUUACCUUUUAUCUUUUUAAUUGUAUGAUUUUUAAUACAUUUCAUUGUUUGUUGCCGUUUUAAUCAUGUAUUAUGCACCAUUGUCAUUUAUGUUUUUUUAUAUAUUAUUUAAAUAUUGAACUCUAUGCAGCUUGUAUUCUUGUAAUUACAAAAAAAAAUAUGAAUUUAAAAUUCUGACCGCACUUUUUAUUACCUUUUGCCUGACAACUAAAAGUUGUCCCUGUAUUUUAGGAAAAAAAAAACGAACAACUUUUAAUUAGUAAACAUUGUUGCCAAUUGUCUGCUUUUUUAACAAUAAUAUAUUUAAUUUUUCUUUUUGAAUUGGCUUUUAUGCGUGACACAUUUUGGUAAAAAUGAGCUCUAUGUUUACUGACAAGCACAACUCACUGGUGGAGAGUCCAACAGUUUCUGUGGUUUCAGGCGCUUUCACAAGUGAACAUUUCUACAGCUUUUUAGCCAAAAGACUAGAACAAUAUUCCUGAUGUACUCACAAAAUAUCUUUUCAGUUGAGAAUGAUUUGUAAAUAUUCUUUACAAAACUAUGUGAUUAUUAGAACCACAGUAUUUUUGGUAAACCGUUGUACAUAUCUUGAAAAUGUUCUGUUUGUGUGAAAAACAGUACUUAUGUAUUUGUACCUAUUUUGUAAAGGAAUAAAUAAGCUGUUUACUAAA